AGUCUUGGACUUUUCAGCUCACCUUCUUCAAUCAAACACAACCCAACACAGCCCCCUUUCUUUUUUCUUUUUUCUUUUUUCGACUAUUUAUUUUUCAAAAAAAAAAAUACUCUCUUUUUUUUUUUUUAAUUUUAAAAAAAUUUAUUCUUUUUUUGCCCUUCUUCUCCUCCUCCUUCUUCUUCUUCUUCUAUGGAUCCUAAAACCUCAUCAACAACAAAGCAGCCCCAAGAAGAAGUGGUACCCAACUUUUUUAAGCUCUCACAAGAAGAAGCAGCAGAAGAAGUUGCAAUCAUGGGUGAAAAUAAACCUGCUGAAAUCAAAGAUUUUCAAAUAGCAAUUGCAGAGAAAGAAGAAGGAAAAAAACAGUUAGCCCCCAAAAGAAGCUCCAACAAAGACCGUCACACCAAAGUUGAAGGCAGAGGCCGAAGAAUCCGUAUGCCAGCUCUAUGUGCUGCUAGGAUUUUUCAAUUGACUAGAGAAUUGGAUCAUAAAUCCGACGGCGAAACCAUCCAGUGGUUGCUACAGCAGGCGGAGCCGUCUAUAAUCGCCGCCACAGGCACCGGAACCAUUCCUGCUUCUGCUCUAGCCGCGGCAGCUGGUUCUGUUUCACAACAGGGUGCUUCUUUGUCGGCCGGAUUGCAUCAAAAGUUGGAGGAAUUAGGAGGUGGGGGGUCCAGUAGGGCCAAUUGGGGGCGACCCCAUUUGGCCGCCACUCCCACUGCCCUUUGGCCCUCAUCCGUCACUGGCUUUGGUUUUCAGUCUUCGACUGCCGCUGCUGCUGUUGCUGCUCAAUCAGCUACUAAUUUACCUAAUGAAACUUCAAAUUACUUUCACAAACUUGGUUUCCCACCUUUUGAUUUAACCCCCACCAACAUGGGUCCUAUGAGUUUCACCUCCAUUUUAGGUGCCAACACUCAACAAUUGCCUGGUUUGGAGCUUGGAUUGUCCCAAGAUGGUCAUAUCGGGGUCCUAAAUCCUCAAGCUCUUAACCAAAUUUACCAACAGAUGGGACAACCUAGAGUUCAUCAACAUCACCACCAGCAACCUCCUGCUAAGGAUGAUUCUCAAGAUUCAGCCUAGAAAAUGGAAGAAUAAGGAUUUUUCUUUUCUUUUCGUUUCUUUCUUUUCUUUUCUUUUCUUUUUUUUCUUUUUUUU
Molecule: messenger RNA, 1155 nt
Organism: Cucumis sativus (cucumber)
Lineage: Eukaryota; Viridiplantae; Streptophyta; Magnoliopsida; Cucurbitales; Cucurbitaceae
Product: transcription factor TCP20
Exons: 1
Coding region: 190-1080 (296 amino acids)
Cellular component (GO): nucleus
Molecular function (GO): sequence-specific DNA binding; DNA-binding transcription factor activity
Source: RefSeq, a predicted model, not a curated record